This is a messenger RNA of Aegilops tauschii subsp. strangulata, 773 nucleotides long. Its product is annotated as histone H2B.2. Lineage: Eukaryota; Viridiplantae; Streptophyta; Magnoliopsida; Poales; Poaceae. Gene Ontology annotation, cellular component: nucleosome. The record is from RefSeq and is a predicted model, not a curated record. Gene Ontology annotation, molecular function: DNA binding; structural constituent of chromatin; protein heterodimerization activity.
CUCUCCUCUCAUCUCGCCCCAAAUCCCCCACCUUCUUCCAGCACCCACACCGCACCCGCAAAUCCCCCACUCUCCCGAACCGGCGAUGGCCCCCAAGGCGGAGAAGAAGCCGGCGGCGAAGAAGCCCGCGGAGGAGGAGCCGGUGACGGAGAAGGCCGCCGAGAAGGCCCCGGCGGCGAAGAAGCCCAAGGCCGAGAAGCGGCUGCCGGCGGGCAAGACGGCGUCCAAGGAGGCCGGCGGCGAGGCGAAGACGAGGGGCCGGAAGAAGGGCAGCAAGGCGAAGAAGGGCGUGGAGACGUACAAGAUCUACAUCUUCAAGGUGCUGAAGCAGGUGCACCCCGACAUCGGCAUCUCUUCCAAGGCCAUGUCCAUCAUGAACUCCUUCAUCAACGACAUCUUCGAGAAGCUCGCCGCCGAGGCCGCCAAGCUCGCCCGCUACAACAAGAAGCCCACCAUCACCUCCCGGGAGAUCCAGACCUCCGUCCGCCUCGUCCUCCCCGGGGAGCUCGCCAAGCACGCCGUCUCCGAGGGCACCAAGGCCGUCACCAAGUUCACCUCCUCCUAGAUUGCAUCUGCAUUGCUUGUAUCUAUCUAUCUAUCUAGUAGCGACUGUAGCUGGUUCUGUUGCUUUAGUUGGUGCUUGCCGACUCUGGUUAUCUGGAACUCUCAAGUGCUCUUAUUGCUGGAUGGGGAAUUGAUUGAUGGAUGACUGCCAAUGCUCUGUUGCCUCUUUUGGCAAACUGAUAUAUCAAAAGCAGUAGUUCAUUUCAGCA